AAGCGAAGUGCACCAAGGAGCAGAAGAACUUUUUUGUUUUUGUGUGGCGUGAAAGACGACGAUGAACCUUCCCACAAUGCAACACUUGACUCUUGUGUGUUUGUUGUGCUGCUUCAGCUUCACGUAUGCCAGUCCUUACAGCAGGUGGGAAGAUGACAUCGUGUUCAGAAAGCUGAGAGAAGUUUCCAGUGAAGAAGAGAGUGGAUCUUCAUGGAGAGAUCAGCAGCAGCAAGUCCAGAACCUUUUCAAGAGGUUCCUCUUCCAUUAUGCCAAAGCAAAGACCUCCGAUGGCCCAGAGGAACCUCUGUCCGACUCGGUUCACCCGCUGAUGAGACUUUCACCACAACUGUCCCAGAGGAGGAAGAAGACCUUCGUGCUGCUGAAAAUCUGAGCCGGACUGCAGAGUCUGGAGGACUGAGAAGAACACAAAAGUCCGAAGCGGACGCCAAAGGUCAACUUCCCGCUCGUGUGCCGGGACAUUAAAAACAUUUGAUGAGGUUCCCGGCAGACGAGCUCGAUGCUUG
Molecule: messenger RNA, 524 nt
Organism: Nerophis lumbriciformis (worm pipefish)
Lineage: Eukaryota; Metazoa; Chordata; Actinopteri; Syngnathiformes; Syngnathidae
Gene: nms
Product: neuromedin S
Source: RefSeq, a predicted model, not a curated record